This is a messenger RNA of Seriola aureovittata, 6755 nucleotides long. Its product is annotated as receptor-type tyrosine-protein phosphatase R-like. Gene Ontology annotation, biological process: protein dephosphorylation. The record is from RefSeq and is a predicted model, not a curated record. The coding region runs from base 382 to 2451 and encodes 689 amino acids. The transcript is spliced from 16 exons. NCBI's taxonomy places the organism in Eukaryota, Metazoa, Chordata, Actinopteri, Carangiformes, Carangidae. Gene Ontology annotation, molecular function: protein tyrosine phosphatase activity.
UCCACCUGGACCUCCUCUCCACACGCGCCUCUCCGUCGUCUCUGAACCUCAGAUGGAAAAGAGCUCUGCUCGUCCCCGGAGCUGCUGCUGCUGCAGAGCGGCUCUUCCUGCUUCAGUCAGGCCGCUGUAGGACACCUCAGGGCGGGGAAGCAGCGUCGCAGGGAGGGGGACCCCGGUGUUGGAGCGGAUCUCUGGAUCUCCGGCAGCGUCUCCUCCCUCCCUCCCUCCCUCCCUCCCUCUGCACGCUGCGGACCCUCAGAUAGAUGUGCGGAGAAACACACCGGCUCUUUCCCUUUAUGCUUCACCACAACGGAUAAGUGCUGAUUUACCUCGGCCUGAGCCGCAGAGGGAGGAAGAGGAGGAAGAGGAGGAUUGGUCACCAUGUUUCUGUUCCUGUGUCUGACAUGGACACAGCUGCUGAUCACAGAAUCGUCCUCUGGCGAUCACGAGCUUCGUCUCUUCCCUUCUCGUCGCUCCAGUCACCUCCGCCCACCUCUGCACCCUCAGCACGACUUGAACCAGCAGCACGAUGUGGACGCCUCCCAAAACCACCACCACCGCCACCAUCUUCAUCAUCAUCACCACCGGCCGCGGAUGCCGGGCGCCCCCUCCGAGUCUCGGUUUCGUCAGGAGGCUGGCGGGCAGCGCACCCUCAAUCUGCUGGCGCGGCCGCAUCACGAGUUGCAGCCGGAGCACGCCGCCGUAUCUGCGCGGCAUCUGGUUACCGUGUACCUGGCUGUGGAUGUGAGGAGGCUGAACGUCAGUCUUCUUCGGUGGUUUCGGGAAGGUGUAGCAGCAGCGCUCGGAGUUCCUGCAGGACGCGUUCACAUCAACCGGCUCAAUGAGAAGAAGAAUGGCAUCGAGCUCUUCGUGUCCUCUGAUAGGCUGGGGAUCUCGGAGCCCCGCCCUGCUGAAGAGGUCAUCCAAUCACUGAACGUCAGGGUCCUUCACCGCCACCUGGGACACUUCGGCAUCACUGAGGUCUCAACUGAGAAGAACGUGCUGCAGGGCGAGCAGAGGGAUCACGUGUGGAGCAGAGAAGGGUUUUACGCCGUCGUCCUCUUCUUCACCAUCUUUGUCAUCGUCAUCACCUGCUUGAUGGUUUUGUACCGACUUAAGGAGAAGGUUCAGGUUUCUGACAGACAGCUGAAAGCUCCGCCCCCUGAUCUCCACCUGACCCCCACCGUCCCUCCAGACUCCGCCCAGAGGUCAAAGGGCACUAAGGCUGUGACGUCAGGAAGCAUGGUCCAAGCUGAGCUCCCUCCAGCUGUAGCCACGCCCAUUCCCCAGCAGCAGCCAAUUGUAGCCUGCCGCCGCCUCGCUCCACCUGUCGUCCCUCUGCCCAGCCCCGCCCCUGUCCCUGUUGUCAACAGCAACAACCACGCCCCCCUCGCCAGCGCUGCCCCUGUGACAGCCAAUAACGAGCUAAAGCCCUGCCCCUCCCCCUUCAGGAUGAAACCUGCUGCAGGUCUGCAAGAAAGACGUGGCUCUAAUGUCUCUCUGGUGUUGGACAUGUCGGCUCUCGGCUCCGUGGAGCCGCUCAAUGUUGCCGUAGUGACGCCCAGGGAGUCGGUGGCGAGGGAGUACCUGUCGUCCGCCGGCCGGCCGCUGACGAGACAGCAGCUCCGAGACAUCGUCAACAACACGCACAAGCUCCACGCCGAGUUCACUGAAAUUCCCAUGAAUUUCAUCGACCCGAAGGAGCUCGAUAUUCCAAACCACGGAACCAAGAACAGAUACAAGACCAUACUACCCAAUCCUCAUUCCAGAGUGAUCCUGAAGUCCAAGAGCUGCAACGACCUGCUGAGCUCCUACAUUAAUGCUAAUUACAUACGGGGUUACCUGGGCGACGAGAAAGCGUUCAUCGCCACUCAGGGUCCCAUGGUGAACACGGUAAAUGACUUCUGGCAGAUGGCGUGGCAGGAGGAGUCGCCGGUCAUCGUCAUGAUCACCAAACUGAAGGAGAAGAACGAGAAGUGUGUUCUGUACUGGCCGGAGAAGAGGGGGAUCUAUGGCAAGAUUGAAGUGUUGGUGAACAGCAUCAGAGAGUGUGAACACUACACAACUCGCAGCCUCACACUCAAGUGUGGGAAUCAAACCCGCGUGCUGCAGCAUUACUGGUACACAUCGUGGCCCGACCACAAAACCCCUGACUCCACGAUGCCGCUGCUGCAGCUGAUGGCUGAUGUUGAGACAGACAGACGAAUGGCCGCCGUCAUGGGACCAGUUAUUGUCCACUGCAGUGCCGGGAUUGGCCGGACCGGCUGCUUCAUUGCUACGACGAUAGGCUGUCGACAGCUGCAGUUGGAGGGAGUGGUGGAUGUACUGAGCAUCACCUGCCAGCUCCGAGCCGACAGAGGUGGUAUGAUCCAGACAGGUGAGCAGUACGAGUUUGUCCAUCACGCACUGAGCCUGUACGAGGCCCGCCUCUCCACAGAAACUGGCCAAUGAGUGUUCACCACCUCAGGAGACGUCUGCUUAAACCUUGAAAUGGCUGACAAAGUCCUGAGCAGGUAUGAUCUCUGAGAUUUAGGAUUUCUCUGAGGAUGUUGGGAUUCUGGAGGAGGUCAUUGAGUUUGAUGGACAACCAAAGAGGAAUGUUGUGGGCAGAGGCUGUUGAAGGAAAGAGGACAGGUUAAUUUCUGGAAAUGGAAUGUAUCCGCUCUUCUUCUUCUUCUGCUGUUUCUUCUUCAUGUUUUGUCGGCGAGCGGUUCUUCAGAGAAACUUAAGAGACUCGUCCACUUCACUUCUCUUAACUGACUGUCAGAUUGUGUCGUUUUUAACUAACCAGACUGUCCUAUUACCUCUUUUCUGUCAUGGAGACGUAGAAAUAGUUUGACUGAAAUUGAUGGUACAUUGUUCAAUAACACUGCUGUGUUUCUGUGUCUUAUAGGAUUUAAAAAUUAUUUUUUAACAUGGUGUUCUUAUACGAAAGGCUAUUGGAAAAUGACUGUUAGCUGGUUGCGCCUUUGGUUAAGCUACUAUACCACUGUUGAACCAACCCUUCCAGCCUAUUUCUAUUUGUGACUUCAGCACGCCAUACGUUACUCUGUAAUUUGGACACAUUACAUUCCCUACAAGUUUUUUUUUGUACUUUAUUUUUAUGCAGUUGUUUUAACAUACAGUUCAACAAGACACCUUAUAAACAUUGACAGACAAGAAUCCACGAAAACUGACAAACUAUAUCAUGAUAACUAAUAAUAAUAAAAAGAAAAAUUAAAAACAAAACAAAACAUAUUAGGGUGCUUUUAAUCCAAUAUACCUGUACAAGUGGUUUCCAUAAACAUUUCUAUUCUAUAUUAACCCUUUGCCUCCGUUGAUCAAUGCUUAAUUAAUUUCUCAUAUAUUUUCAGGUAGGAUACAAAAAAUAAAAAGUGCUGGAUUCAGAUUCAAAUCGAUACCCAUAAUAAACUUGAUUUCUUUUUGAAUAUUUUGCAGUCCCUGAAAAUAUGAAUAUGAGACUUGAUAGCUCAACUAACAUGAAAUUUUACCUUGGUAACAAGCUGUCAGUGUAAUUUAUGAAACACAUUCAUUUUCAAUGCUUACAAUACAUUAACACUACCUUCUCAUAUGUUAGCAAGUGUGGUAUUCGAUUAAACCCAAACCGUGUAGAUUAAGUGAGCCAUUAGCCUGCUAACAAACUGACAUUGUCUAAGCACACAUUUCAGUUAUAAUCAGAACUAUGAAAAACUUUUCUUUCUUUAUCCCCACAAACAGCACUCCUCUGCUAAUUUAUACUAGACAUACAUUAUGUCAGUGGCCUGGUAACUUAGAGUGCUAAGGUCACAAAUGGAACUACCUCCAGCCAUAAAACACAUGCUAAAAGCUAACAAACCAAUGUAAUGAUAAAUAAGCUUCCGCUAAGCUAGGUUGUGUAGUAUUGCAAUCCCAUAGAGGCUCAUUCUAGCAUUAAUAGAUUGAUAUGCUAUUUAUGUUAAUAAAUGGAAACUAACCUAUAAACAUAUGCUAUUUGCUAGCAUGCUAUGCUAAUGCAAUAUUUCAUUAAACCAAUUAAAUCUUGUAUUCCACUGCUAAAUAACGAUUCUCAAACACUAACAGUUUGUUACAACAGUUAUUUUUACACUGUUCAAUAGGCAGGCCUACAGCUCCAAUUAGAGUUGAUAGCAGUUCUGAGAAUUAUGGGAACAGUAGUUUUGAAUGCUAACAAAGUGUUUUUAUCUUUGUUAGAUAAAGUUUUUUCUAGCUGUUGGAAUGGUAUACUAAUUAUCUUACAACAUAAACACAAUGCCCCACCAUCGUGUUAAAACUUAAAAUAACAAUGAAAAAAAUUUAUAUAAUACCCAAAAAAAUGACACAAGCUAGCUCAAAAUUCGCGUGGCACUUUGUUCAGUCAUUUUCUGUCGGGAUUUGUACAUUUAAUCCAUUCUUAAAAUUAAUAGUUGAAAUAUCUUGAUAUUUUAUUCAAAGGUUCAUUUUUCAGCAUAUCACUAAAUUGAAAACCAGUUUGCUGAGUAAUUCCUGACACAACAAAUAUUUUUGAAAAACUUGCGCUGCUUGGUCUCAGAGUUUACACUUAGUUUAAUAUUUAACCUUGUUUCUUGCAUCGACAAUUCCCCCUUUGUGUGAAAAUUACUUUAUACCAAAAAUGUGAAACAAUUUAAGUCACAAUGGUGCAAUCAUCUCAUCGGUGUGAUGUUGUAAAUUAUGUUAUCUAGUGAGUGAGUUAUUUUGGUGUAUCAAAGUAAUAAUAACUUUAUUUUUAUACUGUUUUUACAUGUUUUUGAUGUGUUUAGCAGCUAUCAGCUAUUUGUCAACUAGUAUGAAAACUCGCUAUCUGGGGUACAAACCUCAUUAUCUCUAAAUGAUCAAUUUAGCAGGAGCUGGACGGAAUUAACAAAUUACUUUUUUAUCUCUUUUGUUGGAGUCAGAAAGUUGAAGUUUGAAAUGUGCACAAACCCAAAUUUAGCCCUGUUUAAGCUAUUUUCAAUGAAGCAGUAUUUGUUAAAUUUUCCCCCAUACAAAUAAUAUUAUAAUAUUAAUAUUAUUAUAAUAUAAUUAACUUAAUUCAGUUUUCCAGUUCCUGGAUAGUGUUUUAGAGAUUUGAGGUUUCUACAACAACGCCAGUAAUGAACAACAUUAACAUAUACAUCUAAUCUGCUCUCUGUGUGAAUGGGAUAACAUUGUACAGUACAUGUUAAAGUGCUAUUAAACUGAUGUGGGCAGUUACAUUUCAAUCCACGGACCACAAACACGAAGAAAUUGCUGCUAAAACUGGGAGCGUUGUCUGGACUGCACGGUUGACGGACAAUAAAUGAGAGAAACUUUGAAGACUCUUCUUUUUCUAUGUACCAAUAUAUUUUUAUUUAUAUCUUUACUUGUGAUACAAUCAAAGGACUUUUGACCUGCGUCUGUUUGUCUAUACGUCCAACAUGCCUCCUGGGACCAUCAACAACCCACUCUUCACUUGAGUCAAUUCAAAUCAUCUCAAUUUCAAAACUCAAAAUGGUCAAAAUCGAAUAUAUUCCAGUGUGAUAGUGAUGUAAUUUUCUGUUUGAAGUGACUGAAGCGAAAGUGAGUUGAGCCCGGCCUCCAUGCCCACUGCAGCAGCGGGUACAACAACACACACUGCCUCUGACGUAGUAUUGUGUAUGUACAGUAGGUGGUGGUUGAUGUCCUGUACUUUAUUGUUGUUGACUGUUGAUGGAGAUUAAAGGGACGCUAAACAUUUUCAAUUUUAGACAGUCAUGCAGUUGCCGGUUUUAUUGAAAUUUACAGUGUUUUGUUUCUAAGAUUUGUGGUCAAAUGAGGAAUUGACCCUUGUGUUAGAUUUAUUGGGUAACACUUUCUUUUACAGGUCCUUCAGUUUCCUGUUUAGUGAAAUAACAAAUUUUUAGCCUUUUUAAAAGGUAUUUCUUUUGGUGGCGGAAGCUAGUGAGAGAAAAAGUUUAGCUCAAAUGUUCUUAAAGCUAACUUAUAUAUAACAGUUAUUUUUACGAUGUUAGCUGCUGAAAGAGAAAAUAUUUAGCUCAUGUUUGUUCUUUUUGUAACACUGGCUAGUAAGAUUUUCCCUCAUGGAGGUUAACUUACAAUUAAUGCUCCACACAAUAUUUCUCUGUUUUCUAAUAAGCUAACAUUUGCUAGUUAGCAAGAUACUUAACUGAUGCUAGCCAGCCACCUUGCUAAUAAUAAGUUGUAACAGAUUUUAAUGUUUUAUUAUUUCUCCUGCACAUAAUGAUGAAUAAAUACAAUUUUUUACUGAGAUGUACUAAUUCUGCUUUAUAAAUUGUGCAUGUGCAGUGGAGGUAAUUCAUUAAUAUUAGAGUUCAAACUAUUAGAACUUUAUUUAAACUUAUAUAUACCAAAUAUGUCAAACUUUUAACAUAAGAGAUAGAACAAUUAUCUCACAAACUAACCAAGACAUUGAUGUUACAAACAUGCUAACAGUAGUUUCUGAUACAUCAGCAAGUUAACAGUUAACAAGUGUUGGUUAAUUUGGUUAACGUGAGGGGUUGAAGUAACAAAAAAUAAAUACUGUGAAAAACAAAACUACCACAUUAAAAUGAAAAAUGUUAGAGUCCUUUUAAACUCCUACUGUGUGGGCAUUUCAGUCAGAGUACACCUGAUGCUAAUUAGUGUACGUACGAUACAUGGUUUUUUUAAUGUAUUACUAAUCAACUUGAAUGUUGUAACAGUCCGGAACAUUAGCCACUGAGUAGUGCUGUAACCUCUUUAUCUACUUUACAUAUAUACUGUUAUCUGUAAUAUGUACAUAAAAACACUGGACAUAAAAACAA